AUGGGAUACAAACCCUUCCGCUCGACCUACUACGACGACCGCAUGCGGGCAUCGCCGGCCCUGCUGCGAACCCGCGCGCCGUACCUGAUCAAAAACACCAUCACCGGCUUCGCUAUCUGCACCCUGGUUGUUGGCAUCUACACAUACACCAUCAAUGCCAUCUCACAGGACGAGUUCGAGGAUGUCAUCGUACCGGACAAGCCUCUAGACCGAACCGCACAGCCACUGGGCACCACCCAAGCACUCCAGCAGGCAGUCGAAGCGCGCAAGUAG
Molecule: messenger RNA, 273 nt
Organism: Alternaria viburni
Lineage: Eukaryota; Fungi; Ascomycota; Dothideomycetes; Pleosporales; Pleosporaceae
Exons: 3
Coding region: 1-273 (90 amino acids)
Biological process (GO): mitochondrial respiratory chain complex IV assembly
Cellular component (GO): mitochondrial inner membrane
Source: RefSeq, a predicted model, not a curated record